AUGGAUCUAAUUCAAGACUACACAUCUGAUUCGGACAGUCCGAAAGAAGAGCCUGGAAAUACCGACUCACUGAAUACAACCGAAGGAGGGUAUUUGUCACCACCCGCACCCCCGCCGAUACAAAUAUUUCUGCAACAAUACCAAAACAUGCACUCAGCAUCCAAAGUAUCAGCCAUGUUUAUAUCUAUACCGUGGACACCAUUACUAGCAGCAUUAUCGCAACUUGAAAAGGCAGUGAACCAUGUCGUGUCACAAACUCCGGCUUUGUCACAGAACCACAAAUUUAUUGUACCUAACAAGGACCCUUUUCGAGUAGAAAAGCACCAUAUCACAAUUUUCCCCACCUUGCAUGUGAAAGAGGAGUUGGAACAACAAUUUAUUAGACGAAUGAGUGAGAGAGUGGGUAGGAUAAAACCCCCGGGAGACUUGAUCAAUAGCCGGAGUGAUCAUCAUUCCCCCCUCUCGAAGAUUCUCAACAACUCCAAACCAUCGAUUAGUUUACAUUUAGAGGAACAUAUGGCUAUCGCUAAAAGCCCGUUAAAAGACUCAUUAUUUUGCAUACUACGAAUAAGACAAACUCCCGAUACUUUAAGAUACUUUUCCGAUUUGGUAGAGUGUUGCAAAAAAACAGCAAAAGAAUUUGAUGGACAAUUGCAAUUUCCUCACUUAUUAAAUGAUCCGAUGCAUGUAUCAAUUGCCACGGGAUACGUUACUAAAAGCAUCUUAUCUAUUGAGGAGAUUGACAAACUCAAUCAACAAGUUGGCACCAUUGACGUCAGUCAAUUCACAAAAGAUAUACAAGUUGUUGUUGAUGAGUUGACUAUACGAAAUAUGUAUGAAAUGACAUCAACCUCACUUGCCCUUGUAUAG
This is a messenger RNA of Lodderomyces orthopsilosis Co 90-125, 870 nucleotides long. RefSeq lists its product as uncharacterized. Bases 1 to 870 code for a protein of 289 amino acids. Lineage: Eukaryota; Fungi; Ascomycota; Pichiomycetes; Serinales; Debaryomycetaceae. The transcript has a single exon. The record is from RefSeq and is a predicted model, not a curated record.